AUGGAGCAGGUCUCCGUCCAGCACUUCCGCUCGUUUGGCGACGAGGUCAAAAUCGGCCUGAAGCCGGGCCUCAACGUCAUCGUCGGGCCGAACGGCAGCGGCAAGUCCAACGUCAUCGACAGCCUCCUCUUUGCGCUCGCGCAGGACUCAGCGGCGCUCAAGACCCGGGCGUGGUCGGACCUCGCUCACCGCGGCCGUCGAGGCCCCCCGAUGGUACGCCUGCAGCUCAGCAGCACCGCCGCCGCCUCCUCUGCCAGCGACGGUGGCGGCGGCGGCGACAGCCUGACGCUCCUCGCGCGCAUACGCGAGGACGGCGCGCGGACUCUCAGCGUCGAUGGGCGCGUCGCGACGCUGCAGCAGGCCCGGGACGCACUCAGCGCUGCGGGCCUCGACACGGACGCGUCCUUCUUCGUGCGGCAGGGCGUCGCGGGAGCCGCCCUCAGCGGCGCCGAGGUUCCCGCUCG
This is a messenger RNA of Emiliania huxleyi CCMP1516, 464 nucleotides long. RefSeq lists its product as hypothetical. Lineage: Eukaryota; Haptophyta; Isochrysidales; Noelaerhabdaceae. The annotation marks the transcript as partial. The transcript has a single exon. The record is from RefSeq and is a predicted model, not a curated record.